Triticum urartu is the source of this 1192-nucleotide messenger RNA. The record is from RefSeq and is a predicted model, not a curated record. Lineage: Eukaryota; Viridiplantae; Streptophyta; Magnoliopsida; Poales; Poaceae.
AGGAGGAGGCGAUGGGGGGAGAGCCCCUAGAGGAGGAGGAGGUGGGGGGAGAGGCAACCGGGGCAAAAAACUCCGGGCCGUGUCUGAAAUAGGAGGGUCUUCUUCGAUGCCCUCCUAUACAGAGGCACCUUCUGAGUCUGAGGAGGAGGAGUAUGUUCCUGAUGGCGAGGAGGAGGAGGCCGAGGAGGAGGGUGAGGAGGAGGAGGCCGAGGAGGAGGGUGAGGAGGAGGCCGAGGAGGGUGGAGGGGAGGUUGAUCCCGCGUUGUGGGGUGACUUGCCACCGGGUUCUUCGCAGGGGUGGCUGCGUGGUAAUGCCGGACUACCUACACCACCUUCUAUCGAGGAGCACAAGUGGCUCAUUGAACCUGUGGGGACAGAAAACUGGAUCCUUCACGGAAAGGGCCGUAAACCGAACGGCCUUAUCACUGUCCUGUUGAAGGAGUUUUGGCCUGGCCUAUUCUGCCCGCGGCCAGACAGGGACCCGCAGCAGCGGGUUUUGGCCACGAGCUGGGCCCACUACGAGGCUUGCAGCAACGCGGAGUACGGGACGACCGCUAAGGCCGUGAUCACCAAAUUUUGGCAACUCUAUAGAGUUCUUGACGAGCACAAGGCCAGAGCCGACGUGGUCUUGCUUGCGGCUGCGAAGAAGAAAGCUCGUCAGUUGCAGUACGAGGUGCGCUGGGUUGCCGUCUCGCAGUACUACCACUACUACCUGCACCAAAAGAUGCCCAAAACUCAAGCGCAGAAGCUACGACUUACCUUGAGCAAGGAGCAGUUCAUGAUGGUUGUUCCUCGUUGGUGCUAUGGAAGGCAUGACGGAUGGGCGAGUUUGGUGGAUAGGUGGCUCGGCGCCGAUGCAGAGUUUGCUGCCAAGAGCAUCAAGGCCCGGGCUAACCGUGGAGACGACGGGACACACGGCCAAGGAAACAGGAACCACUGGGGCUUCAAGGCCAUGAAGGAGGACAAGUUGAAGAGGCCGCUCUCAGACAUGGAGUCGUGGAAGCUGGCCUGCAAGCGGAGUCAUCGCAAGGAGGGCGAGAGCCAGUACUACGGCAAGACCGAGGAGCACCUGGGGUCUUACAUUCAUCACUAUCAGGAGUUGCAUCCGGAUGUUCCUGUUGCUGAGGUCGCCCAGUCUCAGAUCGACGACACGACGGUGGUGGCCAUCCAGGGGAAGAAGAAUGGCCGUUAG